AUGGGAAUUACAAGUGAAAUUUUGCUACAUUUUCCCGAAGAUGGAAGACAUUUAACCGGAAAAUAUAUAAGAGGUGUAGUGCGGUUCCAACUUGAUAAGGAAACAGUGUUCAAGAAGAUAAGUCUGUCUUUAGUUCAGACAGGAUUCUGUGAGUGGUACGACAGAGUACGCAGAGACAGGAACGAACGACAUAAAAGAAUAGGAAAUAUGUUGCAAGGACACGAAAGUGCUGUUCCUAUAAAAAUCUACUUUUUAAACAAGAAAGUAGACGACAAUGUAACUCUUAGUGCGGGAUCGUAUGAGUAUCCAUACGAAAUGGAAAUUCCACAAAAUAUUCCACCAUCAUUUAGGUCACAAAAUGGAAAAAUCAAGUAUCAUUUAGUACUGAAGUUUAAGAAACCUGGUCUUUUGAAAAGGACGAAGAGCAUUCAAACAGAAGUGCAAAUAUUUCCUCAAGUUGAUCCUUCAAUCAUAGAUGCACCAACCGCUUUCGCUUUAGACAAAAAUUUGACUAAAAUGUUUGCUUCAAACAAUCAAGAAAUUAGAAUUAUUGGAGAGCUUGAAAAGCCAUAUUUAUCCUACUAUAAUGAAAACAAGUUAUCAUUGGCUGUCACCAACAACACCGAUUUGAACUUUACUAUUAAAACUGAAUUGAGAAGCAAAGUGACGUAUACACAUGAUCACUCAAUGGGCAUGCAUGGCGAUGAAGAAUUUGUAAAAGAAGUGAUUGGACCUAUAUACGAGAGUCCGGUUGUACCUGAUAAUAGUGUAUCAAAUAUUAUUAAAGUCAUAUUGCCAGUGGAUCCACAACAAUAUACAGUGAGGCACUCAGCAAUUAUAUCGAGGGAGUACAAAUUGAAAGUGACAAUACAAAUGCCAAUGCCACAUCGUAAUGUAUCUGUUAAUAUACCCGUGUUUGUAGGAGAUAGAAGAUUGACUAAAGCAAAUGCUGAAAAUCAAAAUAAUGAGGCCGUAAAAGAACCACCGACAUAUUGGCACGUGAUGUCCGAAGAUAAAUGA
Messenger RNA from Helicoverpa armigera (cotton bollworm), 1020 nucleotides. RefSeq lists its product as uncharacterized. The coding region runs from base 1 to 1020 and encodes 339 amino acids. Lineage: Eukaryota; Metazoa; Arthropoda; Insecta; Lepidoptera; Noctuidae. The record is from RefSeq and is a predicted model, not a curated record. The transcript has a single exon. Gene Ontology annotation, cellular component: cytoplasm. Gene Ontology annotation, biological process: protein transport.